CUUUAUUUCUUGUUAACAGUCCUUAGAUCCGGAUUCAACCAUCUCCCUGUCAUAUUGCAAUGGAGGAAAGGAAGGAAAUGGUCACCAUGGGAACAAGACUCAGUGAUGAUGGAAACCAGGUGAAGCAUGAUCCUCACAGGAUUGUGCUCUGUGUCCCUUGCAAUCUCUGGUUUGUCAGUGUCCUGGAGUUUAUCAGGCAUCACUCACAACAUGAAAUCCAAGAGGAGGUCCAAUGUCUCCUUUGCAGACAGUCCUUCAAAGGAAACGUCCACCUGGUUGACCACUAUAGUAACUUUCACAACAUUGAAGAACCUAGAGAAACUUCUGCGCUGCUGGACAGUUCAGACAGGGACCAGAAAAUGCAUGUUGAUCAUUCAUACUCACGGGCAGAGAAUGGUGACUGGAGAGAGACAGAUGUUGAGGAGAAAGAAGGCUUGACCAGGGAUGGCGGAGCUAGUGAGAUGAAAACGGAAAAAGGUGAAGCAAUUGAGGAGAUGGAGAUGGGGGAAGUAGAGACGGAACACACUGUUGGAGGAACAGAGACACCAGAUAUGGCUGAAGGGGACGCUGGAAAUGCUUUGAAGGGUGGUGUCUUUGGUAGCGAGGCAGAGAUCAAAAGAACCUGCGAGGAAUGGGAUAAAGAAGACUGUACUGAUGUUUUUAGAAUAAAAAGUGAAAAGAUGGCUGAUGCGAAAGACUUGUCUGUACGUCCAGAUGUCGGAGAUCUUGAUAUGAGCGACAAGGAAAAUAAUGAUGUUGAUUUGGAAGACAGUGGCUCUGGGAGUUCUUGUAUGGAUACUGGGUUGUUGGACAAUGCAGCUUCCAAACCUCACACUGAUGUGGUGGAAGCUAAAACAGAGGUGGAUGAAGAGGAAGAAUAUGAUGUACAGAAUACAGAAGUAUCAGAAGAUUGUCUACAAGGGAGGUUGAGUCCUUUCAGCAAGUUACAGGGUGAUACUACUCUAGAUUCUAUACACUCUGAUCAUUUAGAGGAGAAUGAUGAUAGCAAUACUUUCAUGGAGCAGAUACACCUUGAGACAGGAGAUAAGUUUGAAGGUAAUCUCAGUGAUGGUGAUGAUGAUCAUGAAGAAGAGGCUCCACUUUCAGAUGGGGAAGCACUUGAGGUAAUGCCAGAGUAUGAGGAAGGAGACUUCCGGUUUAUAUCUGGACUCCGACAUCGACAGAUUCAUAUUGCUAACUCCAACAUGGUAACAGAUAUUGGUAUGCAAGUAUUUAUAUGUCUCCACUGUGACUUUCUAGAUAGUGAAGCAGGACUUGUCAAUCAUAUGAAAAAGAUUCACGAGAAGAUAUUAGCGAUGGAGUACACAAUGCUACAGUUUUCCAGGGAAGUGCCUGUUGAUCGGGUCUUUCCAGAAAACGUCACAGGAGAAGAAGUAAUGAUGCUCUCCGAGUACCAUAAGAGAAAUCUUCAGCAAAAGCAUUUGUCGGGUGGAAGCAGAAAAAGAUCUUUCAGAUCUGAUGUUGUAGAAGGGAAGAGACGCCAUGCAUGUAUCAAGAAAGGAGGCACUGUAGAAAAGAAGAAGAGGUACGUUGAGAAUCGGGUGCCCAGUUUAUGUCCAGAGUGUGGCAAAAUCCUGUGUCGAAAAAGUGCCUUGAGGACACAUAUCCUUGGAGUCCACAGCCGCUCCAGGAAUCAUCUGUGUGAGGUAUGUGGGAAAGCGUUCCGGGCAUCUUACCAUCUCAGCCAGCACCGGAAAUCUCACAGGACCAAAACCUUUAGCUGUGAUCUAUGUGACUUCACGUCCGAUGUGCGCAUGGAUAUCUUUGAUCAUCAGCAGUUGCACCCAAACAACUUUAUCCUUUGCCACGUAUGCGGAACAGUGCUCAAGAGCAAAACUGCCCUCAAGCGCCACAUGAUGGUGCAUUCUGAUGCCCGACCAUUUGCCUGUACUGUCGAGGGCUGUACGUGGCGUUUCACCAGUGAGGCUCUCUGCAAAGGACACAUCGAGGCACAUAAUUCCCCUGGAGAAUUCAUCUGCCUGGAGUGCAAACGUCGCUUCCGGAAGCGGCAUCAUGUCCGUCGCCACCUUAAAACGGUGCAUGGUAAAGAGUCUAACGCUGAAGCUGAUAAGUUCAUUGCAGUGGAUGCCAAGGAGAUGCCUUCUGCUGAGCAGUUCGAUCAGAUACCUGUCACGCAGCUCAGCAAACAGCAUAUUGUGAUAACCACAGAUGAGCAUGGUACUCCAAUCUUCUGUGAUCAAAAUGAGGAACUUGUGUUCGAUUCCAAGACAUCAUCUCUCUUGCAAGUGACUGUUAAACAUUCUGAUGAAAUAUGAAGUUUUCAGUGACAUGUCUAGUAGAGCAUGUCUUGCUGAAAUGCAGCAUCUGAAAUAGUAUUUCCUUUUUGUAAAGUUGUACUUGUACCUCGUCACGAGUGCCACUCUAUGCAGCGAAGGCUUAUUUUUAGAUAUGGCACAUUGAACCUCAUUAAUUAGUGGAGACUGAAACCCUUAGCUUGUGUGAAAACAGGAAAGCAAAACAAAUUAAUCAAUGAAACUUCGAGAAAAAUUGAACCAAUAUUAAGAGAGUUAUGAGCAUUUGAAUGUUUACAUCACUAUUAAAUGUGGAUUUCCUCCCAUUUGCAAUGCAUCCAAUUUGUUUCAUGUCACAGUUGUACUACUUUUGACAUUCAAAUACUUAGAACUUUAUUAUUAUUUGUCCAAUUGUUCUCAAGCUUUCACUGAUCUCAUUCUUUUAUUUUUUUCUGUUAUUAUACAAUGUAACUUGAUCCACAUGUAGGUUAUGAAUAGACCAAAUUUGAAAUUUCAUUAUUACAGCUGUCUUUGAUUGAGAAGGUAUCUCUUGUACUGGUUUUUUUCACCUUACAGCAACCGUGUGAUGGUGAUUUAAAAUCUAAUUUGGUCAUCUGAA
Lytechinus pictus (painted urchin) is the source of this 2892-nucleotide messenger RNA. RefSeq names its product zinc finger protein 585B-like. The record is from RefSeq and is a predicted model, not a curated record. Gene Ontology annotation, biological process: regulation of transcription by RNA polymerase II. Gene Ontology annotation, molecular function: DNA-binding transcription factor activity, RNA polymerase II-specific. The transcript has 2 exons. NCBI's taxonomy places the organism in Eukaryota, Metazoa, Echinodermata, Echinoidea, Temnopleuroida, Toxopneustidae. Gene Ontology annotation, cellular component: nucleus. The coding region runs from base 60 to 2297 and encodes 745 amino acids.